Messenger RNA from Megalops cyprinoides (Indo-Pacific tarpon), 525 nucleotides. RefSeq names its product lens intrinsic membrane protein 2.2 (gene lim2.2). NCBI's taxonomy places the organism in Eukaryota, Metazoa, Chordata, Actinopteri, Elopiformes, Megalopidae. The coding region runs from base 1 to 525 and encodes 174 amino acids. Gene Ontology annotation, cellular component: plasma membrane. The record is from RefSeq and is a predicted model, not a curated record. The transcript is spliced from 4 exons. Gene Ontology annotation, molecular function: structural constituent of eye lens.
AUGCUGUACACUUUUGCUGGCGGGGGCACACUCUGUGGUGUGGCUGCCCUGGUGUUGCUUAUUAUCUCCACGGCGACUGAUUUUUGGAUGCAGUAUCGCUACUCUGGCAGUCCAGCCAAUCAAGGGCUCUGGAGAUUUUGCAUCAAUCAUAAGUGCCGUGCCCACACCAUCAGUGUAGCCUUCUGGGAUGCAACGCGUGCCUUCAUGCUGCUGUCUGUUCUGAGCUGCUUUGCCGGAGUGGUGUUGGGUGUCAGCGCCUUUGCCAAUGGGACUAAGAGCAGAAGAGUUUGGACUGGAGGGAUAGCACUGAUGCUGUCAGGUUUUCUUGCUGUGUUGGCCCUCUCAAUUUACACCGGGAUAACCGUCCAUUACUUUGGCAAGAGGUUCCAAGACUGGCGUUUCUCCUGGUCCUACAUCUUGGGUUGGGUGGCCAUCAUCUUGACUUUUGCAGCUGGAGUGUUCCAGAUCUGUGCCCAUCAGAAGAACGUUGCUGCACCAGCUCCAAACAACAUGGCGGACAGCUGA